Messenger RNA from Stomoxys calcitrans (stable fly), 785 nucleotides. Its product is annotated as protein CutA homolog. Bases 16 to 612 code for a protein of 198 amino acids. Lineage: Eukaryota; Metazoa; Arthropoda; Insecta; Diptera; Muscidae. Gene Ontology annotation, molecular function: copper ion binding. The transcript has a single exon. The record is from RefSeq and is a predicted model, not a curated record. Gene Ontology annotation, biological process: response to metal ion.
UAGAAAUAAAAACAUAUGUCAAAAGAUUUUGUUGCUAGGUCCUUAAUUUUAUCUCAAUACCGGCAUCGGAAGACAAUUUUGAUGCAUUUUUUACGAAAAUUAUUUUAUACCACGUCGUAUCUACUGUUGGCUGACAAUUUGACUUCUCUUGCUGCAAAACAUAUUAGUGUCAGUACUGUGCUCUCAACUUUUGGUGUAACUGCAGCAGCCUUCUGUACCAAAGUUUCAAACGCCGAUAACAUUUCAGCAAAUAGUAUCAUGGAUAGUGGAGAAUUUAAGUAUGAAUCGGGCAAAAGUUCUGUAGCUUUUGUAACUGCACCAGAUGAGAAAAUUGCCAAGAAACUAGCCCACGGUUUGGUGGAGCAAAAAUUAGCAGCAUGUAUCAACAUCAUACCCAACAUACAAUCCAUUUAUAUGUGGGAGGGCAAGGUAAACGAGGACAAUGAAUAUCUGAUGAUGAUAAAGACUCAAACAACACAUGUGGAGGAACUAACGAAAUGGGUUCGCGACAAUCAUCCCUACAGUGUGGCAGAGGUCAUAACAUUACCCAUAGAGAAAGGAAAUUUGCCAUAUAUGAAAUGGUUGGCAGAAUCUGUGCCAGAGAAGAAGUAAAUAAAGUUCAUACACAAUGAGAUUUAGGUUAUAGUUUUGUACAUUCAACAACCUUUCUUCAUGAUCGAAUAUUGUAAAUAAAAAAUAAUAAACAUUUGUAAACUCAGAACCUUUACAUAAAUACGCAAGCAAAUUUUGUAAUAAUAAAAGAUAAAGAAACUCUUGGAACCGAA